AGUUAUUGAAAGCAGGCCAUGUUGUCCCGAGCCCGUCUCCUUGCGACCCGCGGUGGCAUGGCGGCCGCCCGCCGCUUCGCCGUCGCCCGCGGCUUCGCCGACGUCCGCAAGGGCGGCGAGGAAGAGAACUACGAGACCGGCGCCGGCGACAUCGAGCAGCUCUUCCACACGGCCUUCGACACGUGGGAGGGCAACGACCUGCCCGAGAUCCAGGAGCACUUUGAGAACCCGCUGUGGUGGAACACGGACUUUCCCGCCACCUUUGACGACGACAUGAAGCACGAAGUCGAGAUGCUCCAGGUGUUUGAGGACCUCGUGCCACUCAUGGACCACUCGUGGGAGAGCGAGAUCCACCCGGCGCUCGACGGCUCCAAGAUUGCGAUCCAGAUGAACGUGACGCUCGAGGACUUUGACAACCUCCUCUUCCUUGACGACCAGACGACGUUCGACACCAAGGUCACGUUCGAGGUGCCGCUGAGCGCGCUGAGCCUCGACGAGAAGGCCAUGGAGAUCUUCCUGCAGCUCGCGGGUCCGCGCUACAACAAGGACAAGCGCCUCGUCAAGCUCGCCGAAGACCGGUACGACAAACGCAUUUAUAACCACAAGCGCCUCUGCGUCAUCCUCCGCGACCUCGUCACGGCGGCCGUCGAGUUGAGCAAGAAGCAGCAGUAAGAAGUAGAAACAGCAGCCCGCUACACCAAUAGAUCGUUUCGCAGUGUAUGCCUCCG
Molecule: messenger RNA, 728 nt
Organism: Saprolegnia parasitica CBS 223.65
Lineage: Eukaryota; Oomycota; Saprolegniomycetes; Saprolegniales; Saprolegniaceae
Exons: 1
Coding region: 19-672 (217 amino acids)
Biological process (GO): mitochondrial translation
Cellular component (GO): mitochondrial small ribosomal subunit
Molecular function (GO): structural constituent of ribosome
Source: RefSeq, a predicted model, not a curated record